AUGUGACAACUCUUUCCAUUGAUGUCUGUAUUUCCAGUUACUGUCACAUAUGUUAUUUAGCAAUCCUCACGUUAAUUCCAGACAGUAGACAGUAAUAUCUUAGUUUCACAGUUGAGAAGACCAAGCCUUAGGACAGGAUUUGUCCUAAUAAGAGGCCAGUCUGGGAGCUGGCCUUGUACUGUAGCAUCUAUAUGCGCAGCAUGCUACUUCCCCAUGUUUAACCACUCUUUCUGAUUCAUUUACUCAAUCGAGUUCCUGCUGUCAGCUGAUAGACAAAACCCCACCAUGUGCUAUGCAGAAAAUGAAAAGCAGGGAGGUAUGCAAGCGAGUGCGGGCAGAAGUCGAUUCUAGUUAUGGGAACCCUGCCCACACUACUCCAAAACGCGCGCGCGUGCAAACUGCUCUAAUUAAGCCAAACCGUAAGAUGACCGGAGAUAACAAAGGGUAGAGAUCGGGAAGGCGGCCCACCUGGGUGCGCUCACAGCCGGCCAUCCGCAGCCGAGGACUUUAUUCACUAGGAUUUCUACCGAGAGGUCUCAGCUGUCAGACACCACAGGGGAGGGUUGUUCUGGCUCAGAACCAGGCUCGAGGCGGCCGGGGAACACGUCUACCUGUCACCCCACCGACCAUUUUCCAAACCCAAUUGGGAACACCGGACUCCAGAAAGUUCUCAGGAAGAACCGUUUGACCAAUGCAACUCCCUACUCAUCGUCCUCCUGGACGCAACCGAGCGUCACGUGGCCCCCGUGGCGGGGCGUGUACGUAGGCCCCGCCUCCAAGCGUCCCUCCUCGGGAGGCUGGAAGCGCCUGCGCGGCCACGCUGACUAGUAGGGUCGCGCGCCGGCCGACUAUGGAGAUCCACGCGAAGCGCCGGAGGGUGGCUGGGCUUGUGGGCGGCGGCGACCCGGGUUCGGACCCAGUGGCCGGCUUCCUGAGUUGGUGCCGGCAGGUGGGGCUGGAGCUGAGUCCCAAGGUGACGGUGAGCCGGCAGGGCACCGUGGCCGGCUACGGCAUGGUGGCUCGAGAGGAUGUGCAGCCCGGAGAGCUACUGUUCGCGGUGCCGCGGGCCGCGCUCUUGUCGCAGCACACCUGCUCAGUCGGCGGCCUGCUGGAGCGAGAGCAAGGGGCGCUGCAGAGCGAGUCAGGUUGGGUGCCGCUGCUGCUGGCGCUGCUCCACGAGCUUCAGGACCCGGCUUCACACUGGAGGCCCUACUUUGCGCUCUGGCCCGAGCUAGGCCGCUUGGAGCACCCCAUGUUCUGGCCAGAGGAGCAGCGCCAUCGAUUGUUGCGGGGCACAGGCGUACCUGAGGCGGUGGAGAAAGAUUUGGCCAACAUCAACAAGGAGUACUGUUCCAUCGUGCUGCCCUUCAUGGAAGCCCACCCCGAUCUUUACAGCCCUAGGGUUCACUCCCUGGAACUCUACCACCAGCUGGUGGCUGUUGUGAUGGCCUACAGUUUUCAGGAACCACUGGAGGAAGAUGAUGAUGAAAAGGAGCCAAACUGCCCUUUGAUGGUGCCUGCUGCAGACAUACUAAACCACUUAGCCAAUCACAAUGCCAAUCUAGAAUACUGUACAGAUUGUCUUCGGAUGGUGGCCACUCAACCCAUUCCUAAAGGCCAUGAGAUUUUCAACACUUACGGGCAGAUGGCUAAUUGGCAACUACUUCAUAUGUAUGGUUUUGUUGAACCAUAUCCUGACAACACAGAUGACACAGCUGACAUUCAGAUGGUGACAGUUCGUGAAGCAGCAUUACAACGAACAAAAGUUGAAGCUGAAAGGCUCCGCCUGUUUGAACGCUGGGAUUUUUUAUGCAAACUGGAGAUGGUAGGGGAAGAGGGAGCCUUUGUGAUUGGGUGGGAGGAGGUGCUGACUGAAGAGGAACUGACUACCACCCUCAAGGUACUGUGCAUGCCCGCUGAGGAGUUUAGAGAGUUUAAAGACCAGAAUGGAUGGGGAGAUAAUAAAAGGGAAGAGGAAAGCCUGACCAUCACGAGUAUCCCCAAGCUCACAGCAUCAUGGAGACAACUGCUUCGGGACAGUGUUUUGUUGACCCUGCAAACCUACACCACAGACUUAAAAUCUGAACAAGAAUUACUCAGUAAUAAGGAAGUCUAUGCCCAACUCAGCUGGAGGGAACAGCAGGCCUUACAAGUUCGUUAUGGUCAGAAGAUGAUCUUACACCAAUUGUUGAAACUAACAAGCUAGCAAGUUCCCUGAAGGAACAUCCAUGAGAACUUUAUUCCAGGCUAAUGUUCACUGAUGGGUUGAAAUGAAAGAAAACUUGGAUUUUUUGUUUUGCUUACCAUAUUAAAUACCAAAAGGAAAAGUAGCAAAGGUGGUGUGCUAGGAUUAACUCAGAGGUAAGGAUGGUUUGUUUAGAAGCACUGGGAGCACUUGGGAGUAACUGCUAAUUGUUAACUAAGACCAAUAAAUUUUAUAGCCCUAUUCUCAGUUUGAACCAAAGUUUGUAGAAAUGUGGUAGUAAUGGUUCUUGUCAUCUAGUGUUUAGUAACAUGAACUUUGAAAAAUCUUUGGGCAAGUCACUUUACUUUUUCUUAAAAACUGUUUCCUCUGUUAAGUAACUGGUAUUCAGAAUAACUGUUAAAUUCCUUAGCAUUCUGAAAUUUGGUCUAGAAGGCACAACUCACCCUUUAGGAAAGAAACCCUGAGAGAGUCACAGCCCAUCCCUGUUAAGAUUUCUGUUAUUUAAUCUUCACGAUUUUUGUCUUCUCUGGCUGUAAAACUUAUUAAAGGUAAGGUGUAAGUCACAUAUAAACCUACUCCCUUUGAAAAUUAAAACACUGUGAGGGUAAAGGCUAUGAAAAAAAAUGAGCAUUUUGUGAUUGUUUAACCUGCUCCAAUGAAUUUCCACUGUUGAAAGGAACAAAAAAACACUAUACAAAAAUCAUGUCCUUGCUUAUUUCAACAUGCCAGAUUAGAAAUGGGGAAGAUCUACCAUUCAGCAAGAAGUUAGUUAGUGUUUCCCAAUGGCGCUAGGCACAAGGCUGGGCUUGUCCACUUUUCCUCCUCACCACCAGCACUGGCUGCUGCUACUGAGAAAGGCACAGUGGACUCCAGUGUGUGUCAUGACUUUAAUGUUUGACUACAGUAUGCAUACACAUACAAGAAGUAAGGGAGCUAAAGCCCAGGAACUAGAAAGGCUACAAAAUACAACACGUGGACCAAUACAUUUACAAAACAUUCAAAAUCCUUACAAAAGGGGCUGUAUUGGUCCUUUCAACUUUUUUGUUGGUCAGCUUAGCCUUUAUGGCCAUUCACUGGGAUGAUGGGAGGUAAUUCAUACUUUUUGGUUCCCUUUUUCCCACAAGUAUCAGGAGAGACUGGGGGAAGGAUGGGUUAAGUCUGGUCUGGUUUCCCUUUGUAAAAAAACAACAAAAAAAGCUGACUGCAUCUCAUAGGGCCCAAGGGUGGGUUUUCCAUCAGAAAUGAAAAUGAUGCUCUCCCAGCAGUCAGCUUUAGACUGGGGAAAGAGGCAAAACAAAAACCGUUAAUUGUGGGCUCUCAAUUGUGAGCUCUUCCCAUGUUCCCUGGUACCAAAUUCUAGCAUAUCCACAUCUUUAACAACUUUGUGACUUUCAAGGUCCCCUGUCCACAAUAAAAAAAUAAGUUACAUAAUAUUUAAA
Molecule: messenger RNA, 3645 nt
Organism: Manis javanica (Malayan pangolin)
Lineage: Eukaryota; Metazoa; Chordata; Mammalia; Pholidota; Manidae
Gene: SETD6
Product: SET domain containing 6, protein lysine methyltransferase
Biological process (GO): peptidyl-lysine monomethylation
Cellular component (GO): nucleus
Molecular function (GO): protein-lysine N-methyltransferase activity; protein binding
Source: RefSeq, a predicted model, not a curated record